Messenger RNA from Brassica rapa (field mustard), 6700 nucleotides. RefSeq names its product probable ADP,ATP carrier protein At5g56450. Gene Ontology annotation, molecular function: ATP:ADP antiporter activity. Gene Ontology annotation, biological process: mitochondrial ADP transmembrane transport; mitochondrial ATP transmembrane transport. NCBI's taxonomy places the organism in Eukaryota, Viridiplantae, Streptophyta, Magnoliopsida, Brassicales, Brassicaceae. The record is from RefSeq and is a predicted model, not a curated record. Gene Ontology annotation, cellular component: mitochondrial inner membrane.
GGAGUGCUUUUGUUCUGUAAAGCCUAUUGAACGUUGGUGGGAAGAGCUGAAUACCUGUCCCAUAAAGCCUAUGGAAGGACGUUGGGGACAGCUAAGUUCCGUUCCUGAAUGCUUGACGUUUCAUCUCAAUACUUUUGAAUGGAAUUAUUACAAUGGAAGACGGGAAGAGAAGAAACUGGUGGCUUAUAUCCUAAGAACCGCCAAACGGUUAAAAAUUGCAGAGAUCUCUGCAUGGGAUUUGGAUCCAGAAGAGGAAUCUCAGAUACUCAAGGAGGUGGCUUCUUUGCAUAGGGCUUCAAAGUCAUGUAAGCUUUUGUUGGGUUCUUAAAAUACGAGAUGGUACUAGUAGUCUGUCCCAAUAAAACCUAGUAGCGUCUGAAAGAUAGAUGUGUUGGAAAGGGGAAAGCCUAUCAAAUUUUAUGUUUUGCUCUUUCAUAUCGCUUCCAUUUUUUGUUCUUAGAAGCAUCAUGCAACAACAUAAUGUUGAUAAAUAUAACAGCUUCUCAAGAAUAUGGAAAGCUGUUAUAGUAUUUGUAUAUAGUACUUACUUUUUUGAUGUUUAUCAACAUGUAACAACUUCUUGGACGUUUCAUUGUGAUCGUUGUAUUAUAUAGAAGGUUUAUCGACCAACCAUUUUCAUUUGUUGCCUGCCUCCAGUGACAAGUUCCAUUGUCCAAAGUGUCUUCUCUAUUGGGCCGUUAGACGUUGAGCCCAAACCCAUUAUCUCAAAAUUUCUUCUCCUCCAGUCUCAAACAACCUUUCACUGUUUCCUUUCCCCCUUUUCAUCUUUAUCCAGAGUUCGAAUCGAAUAACACGCAAGAGACCCUAAUCAGUCUCCAAUCACAAUUUCUAGGGUUAAUUUGGAAUCUCCUUACUCUUGUACAAUGCCAGAUUGAACCAAAUCGAAACCAACCCCCAAAGUUUCGAUUUUUAAUAAACCCAAUAGCCUCCGCUCGCUAAAAAGAUCGAAACUUUACCAUCGCAUUAUCAAAGAUGGGCAUCCAAGAAGACCCCGGCGCUCACUCGUCAACCCGAAGGAACCCAUCAUCGCUUCCACAGACUCUCAAACAUUUCCACCGAGACCUACUCGCCGGAGCCGUCAUGGGAGGCGUCGUCCACACCAUCGUGGCCCCAAUCGAGAGAGCCAAGCUCCUCCUCCAGACCCAGGAGAGCAACAUCGCCAUCGUCGGAGACUCCUCCGGGAAGAGACGCUUCAAAGGAAUGUUCGAUUUCAUCCACCGCACGGUCCGUGAAGAAGGAGUUUUAUCCCUGUGGAGAGGCAACGGGAGCAGCGUGCUUCGCUACUACCCUUCCGUGGCUCUCAACUUCUCCCUCAAGGACCUCUACAGAAACAUCCUCCGCAACAGCAGCUCUCAGGAGAGUCACGUCUUCUCCGGGGCCUUAGCUAACUUCAUCGCCGGCUCCGCGGCGGGAUGCACGGCUUUGAUUGUGGUUUACCCUCUUGAUAUAGCUCACACGCGUUUGGCUGCCGACGUUGGGAAGAAGGAGGCUCGUCAGUUCAGAGGGAUUCAUCAUUUCUUGACGACGGUUCAGAGGAAAGACGGUGUUAGAGGGAUCUACAGAGGGUUGCCUGCGUCUCUGCACGGUGUGAUUGUUCACCGUGGGUUGUACUUUGGUGGGUUUGAUACGGUUAAGGAGGUUUUGUCUGAAGAUAAGGAGUUGGCGUUGUGGAAGAGAUGGGUUUUGGCUCAGGGUGUGACUACUUCUGCUGGUUUGGCUUCUUACCCGUUGGAUACGGUUCGGAGGAGGAUCAUGAUGCAGUCUGGGAUUGAGCAUCCGAUGUAUAGUAGCACGUUGGAUUGCUGGAAGAAGAUAUAUAGGGUUGAAGGGUUGGCUUCUUUUUACCGUGGUGCGCUUUCGAAUAUGUUUAGGAGUACUGGUUCUGCUGCGAUCUUGGUUUUUUAUGAUGAGGUGAAGAAGUUCUUGAAUUGGGGAGGGAUCUAAAAGAGGAUAACAACGGUUCAAAGAGAUAAUGAUGGACUCUAGUUCUUUAGAUACAAGAAUGUAGUCAGUUUGAGCCUGUCCAAGAUAGAGUGUGAAAGUUUCGCUUUGUGACAUAGAUUGGAUUGAUUCUCUGUUUGCUGCAAGCUCUCUGCUAUUCUUGCCAGUGAGGAAGUAUCAAGACAACUCCCAUAUGAGACUCAGGGGAUGCGUUGCAUACGAACCCCCAAACAUGGCUGAUCCGCUGCAGUUACUUAAAACAGGAGUAUUAAUUAUGUGACGCAAAGAGAUAGUGAAAUCUCUUUAUGAAACUGCUUGGAUGUUUUUUAAGAUAGGUGUGUAUAUAUAUAUAUAUAUAUAUAUAUGUAUAUGUAAAGUAGAUGCCUUCAACAAGUGCUGCUCUGAAACAAUCCAGCAUCAUGAUUUGGGAUUCAUCUUCCACUUUAAGUACUUCCUGCAAUCACUAAUGUGAAUAUGCCACAAAGGUUAGAGGUUUUUCUUAUUCUGUAAAUUUCUUAUGAAUAUCUGAAACGGAAUAUCUAUUUAGACACUAAAAUUUGCAAUAUUCAUAAUGAUUUGACAAAUCAGUUUCUUCAGUGCGUCUGUGAUUUCUAGCUCCCUGUGUCUAUUUGUCUGGUUUGGUAGAGAAUAUGACUAGCUUAAGAAGCAGGGUCAGGUUACAGAGCCUGAAAAACUGUGUUGGUCACUGCCUUAUAGAUUGGUGCCUAAAACAGAGACUUAGCCUUUUCUCUUACUGUGUUCAGAGACCAAGGUUUUUGGUUGUCUUACUGACAUUAGUUGAGUUUUUGGUUCAGAUAUUGGAGAAUAUUUGAUAAUAUCCGUUUGAUCUUAUAGGCUAAAAUUGCUUGGUGGAAACAAACCAACAGAUGGGUAAUUUAGAGGAAGGAAGCCUUGCUGCUCUCCACCUCACUCCACUUAGCCAGCCAUGUUUGACCACUUACUAAUGCACCCUUCAAAUUGUGACACCACAGUGAUUCAAGUAAAUAGAUACGAAGAGUAAUUACGGAGCUUGUAAUCAAUCUUAACAUUACUUGUAUAGCGCAAAACACCUUUGUUUGAGUUAAUUAAACUGACAAGCAUUUUUUAUCUGAACAAACAUAUUUUACAACAGCAAAGUAGGAAGUUUCUUUAAAUUUUUGAAAAGUCAAAAGCUGCUUGAUAAAAGCAUUUUCAUUCUUUUUUGCAUACUAUUUUUGUCGUAUCUUAUGAUCUGAAUUGCAUUUACCUAGUCCCCAUGCCUUUCUUGAAUUACAUUGCUUACAAAACAAAGAACCAAAUUUGUAUUUUUAGGUGAACGACUUCAAAUUUGGAUGUUUCUCUCAGUUUCAAACUGUCCAUUAAUUUGAUUGAUUCAGUAGAUAUUUGGAUUUAUCUGAUCAAUCUUGGUUUGCCGCUACGAAACCAACAUUCUAUGCACCCAACAAGUCAACCUGACGUCAGUUGUUUGAAACUUCAACCGGAUGGUUUAAUCCAAGUCUAUUAACUAGGGUUUUUACCUUUUGACGAUUCUUAACUUUUUUUAGAUUUUAACUAAAAAAAAUUAAGAACCAUCUUUUAAAUAAGAGAUAUAAGAAUCAUUUCUUAGCUGAAAAGUGUAAAAAACAAAAAAAACAAAAAAAAAUAUCAAUUCAUAACAAAAGACCGGGAUUAAUUAUGUCCUUAUUUCUUAUCCUACGAAGUUCUUAGCUGUUGUUCACUAUUUUCAGUAAUAGAAUGGAGUCAUUGACCACUGAUGAUGCAAGUAUAGUAAUAAUAAUUCUAUAUGAUUAUAACUUUAUCUUAAAGUGUAAUAAGCCUCUAUGUUCAUAUAACUUAAUAGUCACCGACUAACCGGUUCAACAAAUGAUCUUUCGGUUAGAUUUGGGUUGCCAUUGACGUUUGUUAAAAUUUUAAUUUCUUAAUAUAUUGUAUUGCUGGUAUUAUAAAAAAAAAUCACGGGAAAUCUUCAUCUUUUUAAUCCUCAAUAUAUGAGAACAUAUAUCGUAAGAUACAAGUUAAGUUAUUGUUUCUUACCCGACAAGAAAAUCUUUGGUUGGCCUUAUUUAAAUUAUUUAUAUGGUUUACGAAUUUUAAAUUAAACUGGCUAUAUAUUAUUAGUUUUGUUCGAAUACUUUGGUAUUUUGAAAAUAAAUCUUCAAAUGUAGCAUAUGUCUCAAAUAUAUGUUAUCAAAAAGGUGCAAAUAAGACGGUAAGUAUAAAAUAGUUUUAUACCACAUCCGAUGCGAUUUUGUGGAGUACCUUUUAGUUAUGAUACAAUUUGUUGUAAAUCAUAUUACUUCAAACAAAAUUACAGGUCUUCAUAUUUAUAUAUGUACUCUUUCCAUAUCCAUUCACUAUGUUAAUUAUAUAUCAGUCUGACUGUAUGAUCGUCCUUGUCGCUAGAAUUAACAAGGUAUAAUUCUUAGCAAAAAAAGAAAAAAAAAUUAACAAGGUAUAAUUUAUAUGAAUAACAUUUGUUAUACAAAGUUUAUCAGAAUCCAAUCUGAUAUUCUAUAAAUUUAAUCAUUUUUUUUUUGUUAUUGCAUCCUACCGGAUUCUGAUUUUGAAUAGUAAUGCCACUAAAAUACUAACAGUAAGUAACAUUCGUGCAAGCAGUUAGCUGUGAACCACUAACUGGCGUUCAAUAAGUGAUUCAGAUACACAUAUGGAUGUUUGGUCCUAACUGGCGUUCCGUGUGUCAAAUGUAAAUCAAUUGUUUCUUUACUAAAAGAGAGUAAGUCAUUAAUUGUUUAGCAAUAUCUUUAGGGGACUUCUUACCCAUGGUCCAUGAGUCAUGAGAUAAAUAGAAAAGACAGGAGAACAAAUGGGUGCGGAGAUCUAUAGCAACUUUCCAUCCAAUGAAUCAGAGAACUUUUAUUAUUUGCUGCAACUCAGAAUAUGGGAAAUUUGCUGUUAGUUGGGAAGAAAAUAAACAAGAAAUUGCAAGCAUAUUUAAACAAAAAUAAAUUAAAAAUCAUAACAAUAUUCAAGCCUAACACCUGGAUGACGUUAAAUGGGAUCCAAAGAAACAAACUAGUGGGUGUUCAAUUAUAUCUCUUGUUGAAGCAACUUUCUACCAGUUAUUAUUACCCAUACGCACACAUGGUCUAUUGCAUUCACACACAUUUGGUUUCUUGCAUUUCAAUGCGUAAGUUUUAAAUCAAUAUGAAUUAAAGUAUUGAUCAUAACUUCAGCUUCACCGUUCAAGCUGAAGUUGUGAUUUGGUAUAACAUGUUUAGGGCCUUCUUGAGCAAUGUUUAAUAAGAAAUUUAUAGUGUUUAAUAAGGAAAUUCUAAGGCUUUGAAAAAUUAUGGGAAUGGUUUGAAAAUUUAAAUAAUCAUAUAGUACCAAUAAACAUAAUAUUUAUUAGGGAUUAAAGUAAACAUAUAAACAAGUUUAUCAAAUCAUCAACUUUUAUAUAGAGCGGAACAACAAAAAAAAAAAGAAUAAUAUUUUCCAGAGUUUUCUAUACUAAUCUAAUAAAAAUUAAGAGAUGUCAAUAUUAACUGUGCGUGAUGAUGUAUAAAGGAUUAUAUAGGUAACUUUUUGAGUGGGACAUUAAUCUUGUGCGUUUGUAAAUUUGAAUAGAAAAUAUAAGUGUAUGUAAUAAACUAAUAAUAGUAUGUUAGGUAAGGUGUCUGUGGGAUAUUUGCAUCUAAUCAUAUUAGUUGAUGUUAAUUUAUUAUUUAUGUCAGUAAUCUCUUUUCCUAUUCAACAAGGUAGGAUAUUUUUCUCUUUGUAGAUAAACAUUUUUUGACAAGAAUAAAUGUAUUAUCUUUCUAUAAGUAUCCAUUUAGAUAACAACUUAUAAUAUAUAAGUAAGAUAAGAUGUGUUCAAAAAAAGAGUAAGAUAAACUAAGAAAGUUUAUUUUAAACGGCUGCAUAUUUCAAAACUCAAAUAACUGAUGCUUUUUUACAGAAAAUACAAACUUUCAAACUGCUGCAUAUUUCCAUGAAAGAAUGAAUAUACAUUAUAGAAUUAUUUAUUGUCUUUUGAGGAGCACAACAUGUUUCUAUUUAUUUGUGCUAGACUGCUAGUGAUGUCGCUAUGUAUAUUGCAUUUUUAUGAAAAUAUGUUUUUUGUGCGGAAAGUCUAGCUAAUGCAUAAAAGUGCUCCUUUAAUAAUAUUUUUCAAAUUAUAUGAUUUAGGCUUUUAGGUAAAUAUGUCAAUGUGACAGCUCUACUUAGGUAUAGUGAGCACAUCCGUUUUUGUAGAAAAUUAGCCGAUAUAAAAUGUUGAGUCACUUUGUGAAAUUAUGCACUAACAUAGUAUUGGAUUAAAUGAAAUAAAUGUGAUCACCGCCAAAAAAGAAAGAAUGUGAACACAAUUUUUUUAUCGAUAACCAAAAAAAUGAAAAGAGGAAUAAGAAAGAAUUGGGGAAAGGCAAAGGCGCACGCUUAGACCAAGAGAAAGCGAUCGAGAGGGAUAGAGUUGUGGUCUGAAAAUGCGCAUCAUCAUACAUGCGCGCACUAUUAAACAAAUGAAAACAUCCCACAAAAUUAAUAAGACAACGAAUGGUUCUUGGUUUAAUUUGGAUUUGUCUUUUUCUGGUUCACUUAAUCAAAAAAUCUGUUGAAAUUUCUUUUUCCGAAUAGAGAAAAUUUUCAAUGAAUUAAUUUCUGACUUUAUCCUAGUUUAAUAAAUCAAAAGGAAAUAAGUUGCCUUUAAAGCUAUCUGAAUCUAAACUAGAGAGAAGUGUGAGCGGACCGAACCGAACCGGACCAGAUCAGAUCAGAC